GAUGAGUUCUUCGACUCUUCGUACGAAGGUCUGAUUGAGCUGGCGAGUAUGCUGGGUGAUGCGAAGCCGAGGUCGACUCCGGCAGACGUCGUCGCUUCGCUGCCGAGCGCGAAAUAUCAGGACUGGGCAAAUGCGGAUAGUGAGACAAGGUGCCCGAUCUGUCUGGACGACUAUCAACCAUCUGAUUCAGUAUCGCGUCUGCCGGACUGUACCCACUGGCUGCACAAGCCAUGCCUUGAAGUAAGUAUCCAUAUUUCUAAGCUGCUCGAGAUACUUACGCUCAACGUUGGGUUUCGUAGCAAUGGCUGGGUACCGCGAACACUUGUCCAGUCUGUCGCAAGAAAGUCAAAGACACUUCGCGGUCUGGUAUCAACGCAGCUGCUGGCAUAUCAAGCAGUUCCGCAGGUCCUAGCCGGCUGGCAAAUCCUACGAACAACUCUUACCCUCGCACCUCACUUGCUUCUUUCGCACCGACGCUCCCUCAUCGCCAGUCUAGCGGUGUCUCAUACUUCCCCCCACCGUCAACCCUUACAAGACCAAGUUUAA
This is a messenger RNA of Coniophora puteana RWD-64-598 SS2, 546 nucleotides long. RefSeq lists its product as uncharacterized. The record is from RefSeq and is a predicted model, not a curated record. The annotation marks the transcript as partial. The transcript has 2 exons. Lineage: Eukaryota; Fungi; Basidiomycota; Agaricomycetes; Boletales; Coniophoraceae.